This is a messenger RNA of Mesoplodon densirostris (Blainville's beaked whale), 565 nucleotides long. Its product is annotated as S-phase kinase-associated protein 1-like. Gene Ontology annotation, biological process: SCF-dependent proteasomal ubiquitin-dependent protein catabolic process. The coding region runs from base 44 to 565 and encodes 173 amino acids. The transcript has a single exon. The record is from RefSeq and is a predicted model, not a curated record. Gene Ontology annotation, molecular function: cullin family protein binding. Lineage: Eukaryota; Metazoa; Chordata; Mammalia; Artiodactyla; Ziphiidae. Gene Ontology annotation, cellular component: nucleus; cytoplasm.
UCUCAUCAGCCUCUGGCCUGCCAUCUCCUUGAGUCCUAACACUAUGCCUUCAAUUGAGUUGCAGAGUUCUGAUGGAGAGAUAUUUGAAGUUGAUGUUGAAAUUGCGAAACACUCUGUGACUAUUAAGACCAUGUUGAAAUAUUUGGGAGUGGGUGACGAAGGAGAUGAUGAUCCAGUGCCCUUGCCAAAUGUUAACGCAGCAAUAUUAAAAGAGGUCGUUCCGUGGUGCACCCACCACAGAGAUGAUCCUCCCCCUCCUGAGGGUGGUGAGGACAAAGAAAAGCGAACAGAUGAUUUCCCUGUUUGGGAUCAAGAAUUCCUGAAAGUUGACCAAGGAACACUUUUUGAGUUUAUACUGACAGCAAACUACUUAGACAUCAAAGAUUUGCUUGAUGUUACCUGCAAGACUGUUGCCACUAUGAUCAAGGGGAAAACUCCUGAGGAGAUUCGAAAGACAUUCAAUAUCAAAAAUGAUUUUGUUGUAGAAGAGGAAGCCCAGGUAUGCAAAGAGAAGCAGUGGUGUGAGGAGAAGAGAAAUUUUGUGGCUGAUGCUGUAACACUGUAA